Mya arenaria is the source of this 2450-nucleotide messenger RNA. RefSeq names its product putative defense protein Hdd11. The transcript is spliced from 5 exons. NCBI's taxonomy places the organism in Eukaryota, Metazoa, Mollusca, Bivalvia, Myida, Myidae. Bases 120 to 746 code for a protein of 208 amino acids. Gene Ontology annotation, molecular function: oxidoreductase activity, acting on metal ions. The record is from RefSeq and is a predicted model, not a curated record.
CAUUAAUAUAAAUGCAGCGGUGGAUUGAACCAGUCAUUUUAACUGAAGCUUGAUUUGUUCGUGCUUUUUGCCAGAAGGAUUCAACAUUUAUUUAAUAUCAGUUGCCCUUUGGAAAAACUAUGAAGUUUGCAACAUUUAUCGCUGUCCUCGCUGGCAUAUCAUGUUGCCAUGGCUACAGUUUGGGCCCUCCACUGGAGGCAUGUGGUGACAUGUUUCCAACGGGUCACGGUUUUCAAGCGAGCACUGAUGCUUCCCCGUUCAGCUUCAAUUUGACUAAGAAUACAUACAGCCCAGGAGAAAGAAUUGAAGUGUAUCUGAACACAUCGCAAGAGAUGUAUGGGGACUACUUUAUGGAAGGCGUUUUGAUACAAAUGAGGCCUGUGACGUGUGAAGUGAAAUCCAUUGGUACUUUUUCUGUACCAGACCAGGACGAGUUUUUAAAGCCUUUUAGCUGUUUUGGCAGAGAUGGGAGUGCCCUUCGUCACUAUUCACACCUUCACAUCUACAACCGCACAUUUAGCUGGACCGCACCAAGCCAGUCUAGUGGUCACCUCUAUAUCAGGGCGACCAUUGCUCGAAAUCAGGAAAAAUUUUGGACGAAUGUGUACUCGGAAUAUAUUCUUGACGAGAGUAUCAGUGCUUCAGCGAACCUUACCCAUGAUUGCCCAACAGCCGGCGCCGUGGGGGUAGCAGUCUCCAAUAUUCUAGCUGGGUUCACCGUUGUUCUCACCCUUAUUCUGCUAUAACUUACCUUACAUGUUUAAUGCACAACUAUCACUUUUGUGUGCAUGUUUCAACUUUUCAUUUCAGAGUUGAUGACGAUUAUUCGAAAUAUUUUCCCAUCUCAUGUACUACAAUUAUUCUGCCAUCGUUCAAAAUUGCCUCCAUCAUUUAACUCAAUAGAUAAUUUUCUGUUUACUGUUAGAGUUAGUUUAUGAUACACUCUUGUAAAGAAUUAAAGAUAUCAUAUAUCACCAUCGUAUUUGUUUGAUAUAAUUGACACGUCCAUGCUUAUCAAAAUAAAAUUAAACAGUUUAUUAUCAUUUGCAUGUGUUUUUAAUUUUCAAAACUCUUGCUGUGCUGUCGUUUGAAUACAAUGUGUCUGUGUUGUGAGAUUUAUAUUAAUGGGAAAAUGACAUAUACAUGUACCAUGAAUGUGCUACAUUUUAGCUCUGCAUUUCACCUUGCGGAGUCUGUUUUAUCUAAAUCUAACUGACCAUGCUGGGUACAUGCAAAUCUGACCAUGCUGGGUACAUGCAAAUCUGACCAUGCUGGGUACAUGCAAAUCUGACCAUGCUGGGUACAUGCAAAUCGAACCAAGAAACCCGACGAAAGGAUAAUUUCAUUCGGAUAUAUGCAUUGUUACUGGUAGUGUUACUACAGCAGACCAAUGGUUUGGAUAGAAACAUGAAUUGAUUAACGAUAAACAGCAUAAUAUUGUAUAUUUAAGCUAAAUCGGCAUUUUCUUUGUUAACUAAUAGUUAAACGUGAAUUGUCAAACGAUAAUAUUUUUAUUACUUUCCAUUUGCAAAUUUUGUAUUAUAUAUGGGUAGAUGUUGUGGUCCGCACGUUUCCAAAGGACCUCCUACAAGUGCCUCGCAUAACAACAUCACAUCUCACUCCGGCCAGUGUUUCGCUCUUUGUUUUGUUGGGGAAACAUAGAUGUUUUUGUUUAUUUCGUUAUCUAAUCAGCUGCAGACGGUGCAUUUUGCGGAAGCUUCUUACAAAUGAAAAGUACCAUUUAAUGAAAACAAAAUUUACGCGAGUGUUCUCCCUUAGAAAAUAGGAGGUAAACUAAGGGGUCUUGCGUCUUUGAAGAGUAUUCAAAUUAUAGCAACGGGAAAUUCAUAGGAAUCCUUCACAUCCUAAGUUGAGAUUCACGAACUACUUCUAGGAACGUUUAUAACAAGAAGUUAACUAAUAUUUAUUUAACAGUUAGUGCUUAACGAUUCCUUUUCAAAUCUAUUAAAACGACAAGAGCCUUGUUGGAUGGUUAUAGUACCGAGUCAGUUGCAGCUAUAUACUGAUAUGGAAAUGUGCAUAUGUGUACUAUUUUGUUUGAUUCUCUUGUACUUGUUAACAUAUACUUAAUGUAUAACUUAUUUAUAUUGUGAUUAAUUCAAAGAAAUACUUGUAUGUGUACGAGUAUGCGUGAUAUAGUAUAAAUGAAUGUUUCUUAUGAAUUAGAAAAUAUAGUUCUUUAUUUCUCAAGUGGCCAUUUGAUAGAAAUUUAAUUAACCAACGCAUAUAAUGUAUGCUUUAUAUGACAAACUAUUCUCAUAGUUUAUAUGUACUAGCAAGUUAGAUUUUAAGUCAAAUUCACGACUUUCCGAUACACAUGUUGGGUAUCAAAAUGAAACAUGUAUCUGCCGCCAUGCCAUGUAUGUCUAUUGUAUACACCUAAUUUUCCAUACAUUAUGGUAUGAAAGAAUAAACGCUGUUUGACUUUA